GAUAGUGAGUAGAUUCAAUACAUUUUGGACAAUGCUUUUAUAUCUGGCUCAGACCAGUAAUCCUUUAGCAGGAAAAAAAUAAUAAUACAAAAAAAAAACGGGAACAUCAUGUGACUUGCUGUUAGCUGGGUUUGAUCUAUCAGUCACCACCUCUCUGACCUUUGUGGCAAACAGAUCUGUUAGAAACUUUGUAUCCAUGAGGAAAGGCUUGCAGUUGCGGCUGAGCUUUUAGCAAGAAUGCAAAGGCACAGCCAAGGUAUUAUAACUGAACAAUAUCAGCAGGGCUUGGGCGACUGUUGUUUGUUUUCUUUGUAUCUUGUAGGAGGUUGCAGUAAGCUAGUGUUCACCAUGAUCCCAUGAUGUGUGCCAUGAAGCUGUUUUGCCAGUUUUGACUGAGGACCAAACAUGCAUGAGCCUUGCUAUGGCGUUUUCCCAGUGAUGGAUGAUGACGUAUUUGAUACUACAGACUUCCAUAUAACAGAUAUCAGAGAUAGCAGUCCUAAAGAUGGUGAACGCUGUGAUUCCCCCAUUGACGCACAAACCAAAAGUGAUGAAUCCAAGAUAGAAGACAUGCAAGAUACAAUCCAAGAAAAUGUCACCAUGAAAACACAAAAAAUUCCACAUUUAAUUUUAAUGGUUGCCGCCAAAGAAAUAGAUGGUAACUGUAAUACACCGUUCCAGUUCCAUAGACAAGCCCCUGCUAGGAUUUCUACCUCUCCAACCUUAAGGAGGAUAAGGAAAAGCACAACUGGACAUUUUAUGCCAGUACAGGAAAUUUUUGAUAUUGCCAAAUUUCCUGCCAACAGGGAGGACUCUACCUUGAAAGUUUCUGAAGGACACUUUUUUGAAAGUGCACCUUGGAGUCAAAAGAGCAAAGCCUCUUUGUCACCAAAUCCUUGUAUAAGCCCAUUAGUAUCAUCUUUUUCUUUUCCCAGGGAAGAUGAAACUUGUAUUUCUCAAAACACAGAAGAAAGCAUAAAUAAUGCUAAUAUUUCAGCUGACUCCACUCAACCCAGGAUUCAUGUCGACACUGAAAAAUCUUCAGAGGAUUUGAAGGAUAGCCAGUUGGAUUCAUCUACAACAGUGAAACCUCAGGAUGCCAAUCAUUGCACUUCGCUACAUGAAUACCAUCAGUCACGGCUAUUUGAACGAAGACGCAGUUCUGUGGUCUUGAGCUUUCCUGGACUGGAGGUGUUUCCUGGAGACCUUUUAGUAUCAGAUGGUGCCUCAGAUUAUAUGUAUCACUCUUCAUUUCUUCCAAGUGCAGAUGCCAAGAAAACUAAGUGGCCUUUUUCUAAGAAGGGUUCGCAAAUGAAGAGUAAACAGAAGCAAAUUUCUGAUCUGGAAAACUGUUUGUCUGCUAUUAAGAUCCCAGACUUCAGCCAAUAUGAGUUUUACCAUAUUAAGGAUAAAUCCUGGAUUGAAUUUCUAAGCAUGCAAUCCGUAGAGAAUACAGAGGGUCAUGAUAAAACAUGCAGACAGAGACAAGAGUCUAUCUGGGAACUUUUUACAUCCGAAUGUACUUAUUUUCUUGAGCAUCUACUUGUUCUUAAAAUGGUAUUUAUGAAUGCAUUGAAGCACCUACAAAGCAAUGAGCAUCUAGUAGAUGUGAACGUGAACAGAUUAUUUUCUAAUUUAGAGGAUCUCAACCAGGAAAGUCUGAAUUUUGCCACAAACCUCUUCAAUACAAUCAAGAACAAUGAGCUGGAAUCUUUUACAGCAAAUUCUCUCUCUCUGGCCGACCUGCUAACCAAGUAUUUCAAGGAAAGCAUUUGUCUUUGCCAUCAGAUAUAUUGCCUGAAUUACACUUCAGCUAUCAUCUACCUGGAGACCAUUAAGCAAAGAGAUGAUUUUGCAGUAUACUUAAAGUGGUGUGAACAAAAUGAGCAAUGCAAACGACUGCAUCUGCAAGAUCUUCUGGUUGCUCCGUUACACAGAUUUACCCGGUAUCCAUUACUAUUGAAGAAUAUGUGGAAAAGAAGCACUGAUCCAAAUGAGAAAAUCUCCAUCUAUUCCAUGAAGGAGAAAGUUGAGAGUUCAAUCAGGGAUCUUGAAGGAAAGGUGAAAUGGCUGGAUAACUCUCAGAAAUUCAAACAGCUCCAGGAGGUUAUAGCUUGGCCUUGUUUAUGGGAAAGGGAUAAAAGGUUUUUUGUCCCUGAGGGUCUUAAACAUCAUUUCAAAGAAACGAAUGUAGAGAACAUCCUAUCCUCUCCCAGCAGACACCUGCUCUACGAGGGACGGCUGGUUUUGACAGAAAGCACAAGAGUUCUUGAUGUUUACCUGUUUCUCUUUGACGACUUUCUACUAAUAACAAAGAUAAAAAGGAACAAAAGGAAAGCAACAAUUGAAAGUAACCUCAUGUAUCCUGCACUGCACCCUGGGUUACAAUCAGUGAUGAAAGAAGGCGGAUAUUGCAAAGUCCUUGAUCAACCAAUUCCUCUAGACAGAUUAAUCAUUAAAACCAUUGACCAAUUCCACGUCACAGUGUAUGGUCUGAAGAAUGCUUUCCUGAUACAGCAUGAGAACAGGUACCAGCAAUGUAUCGCAGCCUUCAUUCUUCAAGCACAGACUGAAUCCUCUAAGAAAUCUUGGAUGUCACAGAUAGAAACUGCUAUUUCAUGUUACACAGAAGCCCACGAAACUAAAAAAGUUUCAAUAUUGCCAACAGAGUCAGCAGAGAUAUAGUGGUUUAUAUCAUAAUGAAAUGCUUUAUAAAAUUAUUUUAUUUAUAUUUAUCUGUUCUUUUAUUUUGUAUAUAUUUCAAAACAAUGUACAGUAUUUGUAAUAUAUUAAAACUGUCUAAAACAAUUGUCACUUGAAUGACUGACUAAUAAUAAACAGGCAAACAACA
Molecule: messenger RNA, 2851 nt
Organism: Bombina bombina (fire-bellied toad)
Lineage: Eukaryota; Metazoa; Chordata; Amphibia; Anura; Bombinatoridae
Gene: PLEKHG7
Product: pleckstrin homology and RhoGEF domain containing G7
Exons: 17
Coding region: 406-2685 (759 amino acids)
Biological process (GO): Rho protein signal transduction
Molecular function (GO): guanyl-nucleotide exchange factor activity
Source: RefSeq, a predicted model, not a curated record